AUGACUGGAUCGUCAGCUGUUCGACUCUCCAACCCUUACAACUUGCGAAGAAGAAUAUUGGGGAUAGAAACCGCUAACUCAUAUACUCCUAAGCCGCCCUCUCUUACUGCCGAGGCAGUAUCUUUCCUGUGUUCUCCUGGUGACACAAUUAAUCCUCCCUCUCAAGAGGGCUCCAGUAUUGACGUGGCUAUUCCAGUCCAGCUCCAAAUCGCUAACUUGGACGGUUUCGACGCUGGCGCUCCUCCUACGGUUAAGGCUUCGCCAUGUUGUGUUGAAGCAGUGGGAGAAGUCCAAACGAAUAUCGAGGAGGGGGCCAAAUAUAUUUUAGGAGAUGCGGUGCUUGGUCGUGGCAGAGUAUGUAUCACAUGUGACGCGCGUUUUCACACAUUCUCCUCCUUGCGAGAACACGAGCGGUCCCAUCAUCCUGAACUGCUUGUUCGCGAGGUAGAAUACCAUCCGUCUGCGGUCUCCAUGAAACAACAGUUAGAGGAAAUGGCCGCAUACGAGAUUAAACGCGGGUCGAACAUCAAGACCAUGGCUAGAGAUCUUGAACCCGUAUCCCAGAUAAGCCCUGCUACACCGUCGUCACAUUCACCUGUUCCGUGUUCGAGCCCCACUCCUAUUACGUCGUCAUCUGCUGACCUCACCGUUGAAGAUCCUCCCGGUUGCCUGGUUGGCAGCAAACCUAUUAGUCUUCCGCUUAGGUCACCCUGUACUACCGAGGUGCCUACUACGCCAUAUCGUCAGGACCGCUCAUCUUCUAGGUCCCCCUAUACUACCGAGGUCCCCCUAUACUACCGAGAUCGCCGGUCCAUGGUGGAACAUCCUCCUUGUCGUGCUCCUCAAAUUUCACCUUCUGUCAACCCGGAUGAAACUACUGUGGAGAGAGUUUUGACUUUGGUUUCUCCGGAGUUUACGCAAAACUAUGCCGACACGAAUCUCCAGGUAUGGGAUAACGCCUCAGUGCUCGACACCAUCAUUCCCGAGCAAAUCUCCAUUUUGAGCAGCCCCCCUAAACGUCUCCCCCCGCUCUCUCCUCCGGUAUCGAGAGCUACUGUUCGCCCCAUCUCAGGAGAUCCCCUCCCUCUAUCCCCGGUUGCGGCAGUUCAAUCUUUUGUUCGUACAGUCUUCGCCAAACAACUUCGUAGUCGUUCCAGAUACCCCUUGGAGCAAUGGUUGGAUAAAAUCAACAUCCCUGAUCCAGCGGCUUGGGUGGACACUAUCGAAGACAUGCUUUUGUUGUUGUUUCCUCUGGACGAAAGAGCGAAACAAAAGAAGGUUUCGGCUGGUAAGUCUGCUGCGAACAAUGGUGCCGCUAAUAGGAACCAGAAACGCAUGGCGGAUUACAAGAGCACGCAGGACCUGUACGCCAAGGAUCGCAAGAGACUGGCUGACAAAAUAGCUUCCGGCGAGCCUCUCGAUGUACCUACAAUCUACCCGGAGAUGUCUGCCAUAAUGGAGGUCCAUGGAAACGUUUUCCUCUCCGAGUCUCCUCCCGACGACCAUCCCUUCCAAACACCUUCGGCCAGCAUCGAAACAGAAUUUUCCCCAGUUUCAGCUGAGGAGGUUUCUGCGGCCAAGAAGGGUUGGCCACGUUCCGCUCCUGGUCGGGAUGGGGUGACGGUGCCUGCUGUGUCCAAGUGCAACAACAACAUCCUGGCUGCGCGUUUUAAUCUCAUUUUAGUCAGCAGGUACCAACCGGUGGAGUGGCGUGCCAUGCGAACGGUGCUGAUCCCAAAGCCUGGUAAGAACAGGAAAGACGCCUCUAAUUGGAGACCGAUUACGAUUGGGUCGUCUAUUCAGCGGCUGUUUCACCGCAUUCUCGCAAACCGCUUAUCAUCUCUGGUCCGGCUCAACAGUAAUCAGCGAGGUUUCGUGAAGACGGACGGAACCCUUGCCAACACUCUUAUUCUUGACUCCUUAAUUAAUGGUAGGACGCAGGCUAGGAAGGGAACAUCUAUGAUAUCUAUGGAUAUUCGAAAGGCCUUUGACUCAGUUUCCCACCACUCCAUAAUCAGAGGCCUUCGAAGAUUCCAGAUAUCGCCUUAUCUUAUUAAUUACAUUCAGGCAACACUUACCUCGUCAUCUACCAUUUUUUGUGUUGGCCAAAAGGAGUCGGAAUCGGUCCUCUAUUAA
Molecule: messenger RNA, 2136 nt
Organism: Zophobas morio
Lineage: Eukaryota; Metazoa; Arthropoda; Insecta; Coleoptera; Tenebrionidae
Exons: 4
Coding region: 1-2136 (711 amino acids)
Source: RefSeq, a predicted model, not a curated record